GGCGGAGCGGCGGGGGAGCGCGGAUCGGGCCGCUCCUAGGCUGCGCGGGGCCCUGCGCGGGGCGCGCAAGCGAGCCGGGCGCGCAAGGCGGCACCAUGGCCGCGGUGCAGGCGUCCCGCCGGCAGUGGUGCUACUUGUGCGACCUGCCCAAGAUGCCGUGGGCCAUGAUCUGGGAUUUCAGCGAGGCCGUGUGCCGGGGCUGCGUGAACUUCGAAGGGGCCGAUCGCAUCGAGUUCCUCAUCGAGACGGCGCGGCAGCUGAAGCGCAGCCACGCCAUGCAGGACGCCCGCUCGCCGGGGCCCCAGGCCGUCAAGCAUGCCAAGGACGGAGGGCCCUUGGACCGGGCCGGGCUGGAGCGCUACGAGCGGGCCCGGGGGCCAGGCGACUACACCCUCAGCCCCCGGUUGCCCAAUGGCUUGGCCCGGGCGGAGGACGGGGGGCCCGAAGGCAGCCGGCAGAGCCCCACCGCCCGGCGGGCACUGAUGGGCCCCGUGCCACCCAGCCUGGGACUAAUGGGGGCACCGCAGGGCUUGCUGGCUGCUGUAUCGGGGUUGGGGGCCCGGGGCCCCAGCCUGGGCUUGGCGGCCGCCUCGCCCCUCCUGGGGGAGCUUGGCAAGGCGCGGGGCCCCUACGGCGGUGAGUACGAGAAGGAGAAGCAGCGCAACACGGAGUGCCUGGCUGAGCUGAGCGAGGCCUUGCGGGGCCGGGCGGAGGAGUGGCACAGCAAGCCCAAGGCAGUGCGGGAGCAGCUGCUGGCCCUCUCGGCCUGUGCCCCCUUCAACGUGCGCUUCAAGAAGGACCACGCGCUGGUGGGGCGCAUCUUUGCCUUUGACGCCACCCCCAGGCCCGGCUACGAGUUCGAGCUGAAGCUCUUCGUCGAGUACCCGUGCGGCUCGGGCAGCGUCUACGCCGGCGUCCUCGCCUUGGCCAAGCAGAUGUUCCACGACUGCCUCAAGGACCCCGGCAAGGUGAUCUCCUCCGGCUACAAGUACCUGGAGUAUGAGAAGCGGCACGGCACUGGGGACUGGCGCCUGCUGGGGGAGCUUUUUACUGAGGGCGUCCGGUUCUUCCGGGACCCCCCGGUCCCCGAGGCCCUGCCCCAGCAGUUCCUAGACAGCAGCUGUGCCAUGCUGCCCAGCGCCCUGGUGCGGGCCAUGCCGCCCCGGGCAGUCAUGCGGCGCCGCAAGGCCUCCCCGGAGCCGGAGGGCGAAGGGGGCGCAGCGGGCAAGCUGACGGGUGAGGAGCAGCAGCAGAGGCAGAACUGGCUUCCCCAAGGGUCAGCUGGGAUCUACUCACCGGGCAUGGCCCACCUUGCCGCGCCCGCCAGCCAGGCCCCCGGCCCUGAGGGUGCCCUACGCAACGACCCCUCGCCCAUCACCGCGCUGAAGAACGUAGCCGACGCCUUGGGAGCCGGGCAGUCGCCGAAGGACGCCAAUCCCGUCCACUCCACCACGGCCCGGCAGAACAGCGCCAGCCCUGCCUCGCCUGCCGCCUCAGCCCAGCACCGGCUGGUCCCGCGCAACAGCGAACCCGGGCAGGCAUCUUCCUCGUCCUCCUCUUCCUCCGGGGCCCACUCGGCCGGCGGCACCGACUCGGCCGGCGCCCAGAGCACCCCCGACUCCUCGGGCGGCCCCAGCAGUGCCCCCUUGUGCUGCACCAUCUGCCACGAGCGGCUGGAAGACACCCACUUUGUGCAGUGCCCGUCGGUGCCCAGCCACAAGUUCUGCUUCCCUUGUUCCCGUGAUUUCAUCAAAGCCCAGGGGGCGGCCGGCGAAGUCUAUUGCCCCAGCGGGGAAAAGUGCCCCCUGGCCGGCUCCAACGUGCCCUGGGCCUUCAUGCAGGGAGAAAUCGCCACCAUCUUGGCCGGAGACGUCAGAGUCAAAAAGGAGCGGGAUCCAUGAACCGAGAGCUGGGAGGGGGAUCGUGGGGGUGUCUUGUUUUCCCCCCGCCUGUAAUCUGGGGGGUCCCCCUUGCCUGUGAUCUGGGGGUCCCCUGGCAGCAAGAGGCCUCCGGAGUAACUGGCGCUACAAUUAACUUAUUGUCCUUUUUAACCUUUCCCAGUCGGGGGCCCUGUAUAUAAUCUAUUUUUUAAUAUUUCCAUAGCAAUCUUAUAUCUGAGGUCAUAUCUACAUAACCGACCGGGGGGUAUCACGUGUGUGCUAGGGGGAGUAGGGAGGGUUUGCUACAUAGCAGCAUAAGGGGGAUGUGGGGUGGGAGUGGUAAGGGGCAGAGCGAGGCCCAGACCCUCUUUUGGGGCCACCCUGGAGAUGGAAUCUCUCUGUUCUGCCCUAGAGGGGAUGCAACUGGGGCAGAGACUCCCUGCCUGUCUGCUCACAUGUCUCAGGCUGAGGGGAGGGUGCUGUGUGUCAAUCUUCGUGGCCUACUGGGGCUGCGGCUCCUGCCGGUCGUGGGAAGCGGCUGAGAACAAGCAAACUUGCUCCAUGCAAAUUGGGGAGAGGGGCGGGGAGAGGGAUGUGAGCUUUGCCUGUCAUAGACCCGGGUCUGGAUCAGAGCUGGCACCCCCUAGAGGGGAAGGGCCCCAUAUCCCAUCCCCUGUGUGCUCUGCCAGGGGGGCAGUCUGGGCCUUGGGGCCAGGCUCUGGGCACCUUGUUUAGCAGCUCAGUUCCUGGCAUUCUGGGUUCCAAGGUUUGGGGAACUCUUCCCCCCAGGCUCUUUUGUGGGUUCCCCAGCGGGGCCCAUAAGGGAGCCCUCCUUUCUGGGGAGAGCAGCACAAGGACCCUGGGAGUAGAAAGCCAGAGAGGAAGGGUGACCAGCUGUGCCAGUCUGCUCACUCCCGAACCGCAGCCCCCGGCUAGCCCAGCCUCUGCUGGUGCCCCUCACUGCUGAUCCACAGCCCUUGCCAUCCCAGGUCUGCUGGUGCCCGUCCUGACCCACAGUUCCCUGCUCCCCCCGCUUCUAGCCCAGCUCUGUUCUGCCCUCCCCCCCCAGCUCUGCUGGUGCCCCUCACCCCCAACCUGCAGCCCCCUGCUAGCCCAGCCCUGGGCUCCCCCCACCUCUGUCGGUGCCCCUCCUGACCCACAGUCCCCUGCUCCCCCUCUUCUAGCCCAGGCCUGUUCCCUCUUCCCCCCCCCCCAGCUCUGCCAGUGCCCCUCACUCCCAACCCGCAGCCCCCUGCUAGGCCAGCCCUGGGCUCCUCCACUGACUCGGCUGAUGCCCCUCGAGCCUGACUGGGAGCCAUGAACAGAGGUUACUUGGCUGCAUGGUGUGGAUGGGGGAGUGAACGAGACCCACCAGCCCAAUGUCACUUGAGCCCUCAGUAGCACUCAGAGUUACAGCUAAGCCUUCAGCGAGAACUAGCUCCUGUCCCCACCCCGGCCCCCGCUACACAGGUGCCAGUGCACAGCCAGUCCCCACUAAUUCUUUCGAGUGGGGGGCUGUGAUUCAGGACUCCUGGGUUCAAAAAGCUGAGACGACACUGCUCUGGAGAGAUUGGGGGUUCCUGUUGUUUGAACAGGGGCCCCCCAGCUUCCUUGGCCAGAGGAACCGGGUUGAGGGGAGAUGGGAUUGAUUUUUAGUAGGGCCUACCUUUAUUGUUGUUGCUGAUUGUAGGAUCCAGGCUGUUUGGGGGGAGGAGGCUGGCAGCCAGGACUCCUGGGUUCUAUCCCCAGCUUGGGGGGGGGAGUGGGGACUAGUGGUUAGAGCAGGGGGCUGGGACCCAGGAUGCUUGGGCUCUGUCCCUGGGGAGAGGAGUGGGGUCUAGUGGUUAGAGCAGGGGGCUGGGAGCCAGGACACUGGGGUACUAUCCAAGGCUUUGCUACGAGUUUGCCGUGCAGCUGUGGGCUAGACACGUCACCAGUCCGUGCCUCAGUUUCCUUCUGUAAAGUUGGGAGGCUGGCCCUGUAACUGCUCAGCCAGUCUAGGGCUGGGAUGUUGCCCUUUCAUCAGUGCUCCUCUUUCAGAGCCCCCCAGGGGCACCCUGAAUCCCCAUGAGAACAAAGAUCCUUGUGCAGUCCUACAAUAACAAGGACAAAAGUCAUAAGCAGUGGGGAGAAGGAAGAGGAGCAGUUCCGUGGGUGACCCCUCCCCACCCUGCCCUGCCCAGCCUGCUGCCCCUUUAAGGGGUCCUCGCUGAUUUCCGCCCCAGCCGCUGGAUUUCUAUCAUAGGCGAUGAGCUUUCCUUGGUGGGCAGCGCAGCGACCUGAGACGGCUGGACACGCCAGGGAGCUGGGAAUAAGGGGGUGGGAGAGAAAAGUGCCUAGACCUGGUUUCCGUGGGGGACCCCCCACGGACCCCGUGUUCCCUGCAGCAGGGGAAUUUUCAUACCAAAAUGCUGAGCAGGUGCACAUGGAAAUGGGGCCAUGGCCGGGGGACUAUGUGCUGUGGGCAUCCUGGGGUGUGUGUGGGCCAAAGGUAGAAAGAAUCCAGGAAGGGGAAUAGAUUCCCCCUGUUUUAACUGCCCUGUGGAUCUGUCCCCACCUGGCUUGGGGCCCCCGUGGGGCUGGGCCUUGGCUAGGAGGUUAUUUCGGCAGAGAUUCUUGGGUGGGGGGGGUCCCACUGAGUCUCCCCGCCAUGCCUGGACCCAGCGAGAUGGGCCAGGGAGGCUCCCAUGGGCGCAAUGGGGGAGCAGGUGUGGGGUGGGGGGAGUGUAGGACACAGGGGGGUGUCUGGGGGGCGAUGCUCCCAGCUUCAGGCACCUCGGUGGGGGAGAAGGGGGGGAUCAAAUCAGUUUGUGAUUCUCUUUGUUUUUUGUCAAUAAACUGAUUCUUCUGUUUGUUUUUGUUUAAAGA
This is a messenger RNA of Gopherus flavomarginatus (Mexican gopher tortoise), 4748 nucleotides long. RefSeq names its product interferon regulatory factor 2 binding protein 1 (gene IRF2BP1). The coding region runs from base 96 to 1901 and encodes 601 amino acids. The transcript has a single exon. Gene Ontology annotation, molecular function: transcription corepressor activity. The record is from RefSeq and is a predicted model, not a curated record. Gene Ontology annotation, biological process: regulation of transcription by RNA polymerase II. Gene Ontology annotation, cellular component: nucleus. NCBI's taxonomy places the organism in Eukaryota, Metazoa, Chordata, Testudines, Testudinidae.